AGUAACAAAUAAUGCCAACACCAACACCCGUAUCUUCAUACAAGCCGCCCAAAGAUAUUCCAGAUUUUUUGAGCAAGAGAGAGAGGGAGCAAACAAAUAUACGCAAGAGAACUGCUGUUUUACCGAAGCGUUCUUGGAUAAAGCGCAAUCCGCGGCUAUUUCAAAUAACUUUUUUGACCUCAUCAUUGCUUAUAUUUUUCUCUAAACCACUGUACGACGCAUUCAUAGCGGACCCUUUACCCUCGAAGGGCAUUAUACCAGCACAUAAACGUUAAGGCAUGGAAUCUGUACGCAAG
This is a messenger RNA of Drosophila arizonae, 296 nucleotides long. RefSeq lists its product as uncharacterized. Lineage: Eukaryota; Metazoa; Arthropoda; Insecta; Diptera; Drosophilidae. The record is from RefSeq and is a predicted model, not a curated record.